Molecule: messenger RNA, 1076 nt
Organism: Arabidopsis arenosa
Lineage: Eukaryota; Viridiplantae; Streptophyta; Magnoliopsida; Brassicales; Brassicaceae
Source: the annotation of a GenBank genome assembly
UAACAAGUCAAGCCCAUUAAACAUUUUUCAGCCCAAGAGGAGUUUUCUAGGGUUUUGUCUUAUAAGAUGUCGCAUUUAGGUCAUUCCGCCUCUCGUCUUCUCGUCACUCUCAAUCUCACAGGCAAAGCCUCUCGUUGCUAGAGGAAUCAAACAAUGGUGUUUGUGAAGUCCUCCAAGUCGAAUGCUUACUUCAAGAGGUACCAAGUUAAGUUCAGGAGAAGAAGAGAUGGGAAGACUGAUUACAGGGCAAGGAUCCGUCUUAUCAAUCAAGACAAGAACAAGUACAAUACACCUAACUUCUGCUUACGCACAUGAGUUGCCUCAGUAUGGUCUCACUGUUGGUCUUACAAACUAUGCUGCAGCUUACUGUACUGGCCUUCUUUUGGCUCGCCGUGUUCUGAAGAUGUUGGAAAUGGAUGACGAGUAUGAGGGCAACGUAGAGGCCACUGGAGAGGACUUUUCCAUUGAGCCAACUGAGUCAAGGAGGCCUUUCCGUGCUCUUCUUGAUGUCGGACUUAUCAGGACCACAACAGGAAACCGAGUGUUCGGUGCCCUUAAGGGUGCUUUGGAUGGAGGUCUUGAUAUCCCUCACAGUGACAAGAGAUUUGCUGGGUUCAACAAGGAGAACAAGCAACUUGAUGCUGAAAUCCACAGGAACUACAUCUAUGGUGGCCAUGUUUCAAACUACAUGAAGCUGUUGGGAGAAGAUGAACCAGAGAAGCUACAAACUCACUUCAGUGCAUACAUCAAGAAAGGAGUUGAAGCUGAGAGCAUCGAAGAGUUGUACAAGAAGGUUCACGCAGCUAUUCGCGCAGACCCCAACCCUAAGAAAACCGAGAAACCUGCCCCCAAGCAACACAAGAGGUACAACUUGAAGAAACUGACUUACGAGGAGAGGAAGAACAAGUUAAUCGAGAGAGUCAAGGCAUUGAAUGGAGCUGGUGGUGAUGAUGAUGAUGAGGAUGAUGAAGAGUAAAUCAGUCAAGCCUUCUAUAUCUUAUGCCUCUUGUAGCUUUUUAUCUUUUGAGCUUAAUGCCUCAAAUUUUCUGUUUUCAGACUAAAACACUUUGCUUUUG